This is a messenger RNA of Gymnodraco acuticeps, 5639 nucleotides long. Its product is annotated as cAMP-specific 3',5'-cyclic phosphodiesterase 7B-like. Gene Ontology annotation, molecular function: 3',5'-cyclic-AMP phosphodiesterase activity. The record is from RefSeq and is a predicted model, not a curated record. Lineage: Eukaryota; Metazoa; Chordata; Actinopteri; Perciformes; Bathydraconidae.
UUUUUGUCUUUUGUUCCCCCUCAAAGCAUUUGAUUGAUGAAUUAUUGUCCGGAUAUAAAGACUCUUUUACCAUUGGUUCCCAUGCAGUGGAUCCGGGUUUGAAUUCGGCCUGGGACAAUUUGUGUCAUCCCUCUUUCAUCGCUGUCAAUCCAAUAAAGACACUGGUCGUAUUGAAACAAAUCAAAAGAUAAAAGGUGUGUCAUACAUUACCCACUCUAGCUUUUAAUAUUAGACAAAAAGGGUUUUGUGUGAGGAUGAAAUUACUCUCACUGACAUCACCUGACCAUGAAACCGUGGAGCCAAGCCCCUCCGUCGCUCGCACACAUCCUAUUGGUCUGCUGUCGGUGUAGCAACAUAUGAGUGAGAGAGGAGAGGAGGGGCUUGUGACUCCACAACAACACCGGCGCGAGUAAGACCGUAGAGAGGAGAGGGAAUGCGGCAGAAGGAGGGAGCAGACCGUCAGUGAGAGGGAAAGAGACGGAUCCUCUUUACAUUGUUUCUCCUGCUUCCUCACCCUCCGAGUCUUUCUAUCACUCUGCUUCCAUUCACUUCUAAUUCCUCUGUCACUCUGUCUUUCCUGCUACUGAGCAGUCUUUCUUCUUCUGUCCUACAUUCUGACUUGUUACUAUCUCUCUGUCUCUCCUCUUCCUCACCUAUGGACGGUGAGCUUCUCCCCCUUUCUUCUUUCUUCUUCUCCCCUUCUGUUUCUCACUAUCCUUCUUUGUCUCCCCCUUUUUUACUUUGAUCUUUCCCUUCCUUGCACCUCGCUGUCAUUCAUCCGUUGUCUUUGGGUGCGAGGAUGCCAGUCCUGGAGGGGCUCUGGGGUCCCGAUCUCGGGAUGCGGGACUCCGGUCUCGGGGCCGAUGUGGGGGUCUGUCCGGAUGAGGCUCCCAGCCCGCCAGUCUGGGGGUCUCUGAGGACACCUCCUAUCACCUGUGGGGGCCUCUCGCUGGCCCUGGAGCUGCCGGCUCUCAUACGGCAGCUCAGGGCCGUCUGGAGGGCUCGCAGGGGGGGCCCCCGGGGGCCAGAGAAGAGCCAGGCGAGCACUUGGGUGGAAUCAGAGAAAGAGGAGGUACAGGAGGUGAAACAAGGCGUAGACGGCGGGAGCGCUCAUCUGGAAGCUGAUGGCAGAGUGAACACUGGUCAUGCUGGUGUGUUGCUGGUUGAGAGACGAGGCUCCUACCCGCUGAUUGACCUGAGAAUCCUCAAAACCAGUGCCCAGCAGGGGGGGGUAGAGUCCGGCACCAGGAGGAAGGUGAAGCGUCAGCUGAGCUUUCAGAGGUACUGCCACGCCUCCAGGCUGCUCAGGGGGGCGAUGCCCAACACCCCGGGGUCCCUGCACCUACUGGACAAAAACUACCUGGGACAAGCCGCACACAUGCUGUCAAAAGUCGGCACAUGGAACUUUGACAUUUUCCUCUUCGAUCGUCUUACAAAUGGCAACAGCCUGGUGACUCUGAUGUGCCAUCUCUUCAAUGUCUACGGUCUCAUUCACCACUUCCAGCUGGACAUGGUCAAACUGCACAGGUUUCUCGGCAUGGUGCAAGAGGACUACCACUCCCAGAAUCCCUAUCACAAUGCUGUCCAUGCAGCUGAUGUCACCCAAGCCAUGCACUGCUACCUGAAGGAGCCAAAGCUGGCGGAGCAGCUGAGUCCUCUGGACGUGUUCCUGGCUCUGAUGGCAGCAGCCGCUCACGACGUGGACCAUCCCGGAGUCAACCAGCCGUUCCUCAUCAAGACCCGACACCACCUGGCCUCCCUCUACCAGAACACGUCUGUGCUGGAGAGUCACCACUGGAGAUCCACCGUGGGCAUGCUGCGAGAGUCCGGACUGCUGUCCCACAUGCCGGCUGACAUCUCGCAGGACAUCGAGCAGCAGCUGGGCUCUCUCAUCCUCGCCACAGACAUCAGCCGGCAGAACGAGUUCCUGUCCACCUUCAGAGAACAUCUGGACAACCAGGACCUGGACCUUCAGCUGGCUUCACACAGACACUUUAUCCUGCAGAUCGCUCUGAAGUGCGCCGACGUCUGUAAUCCGUGUCGGGUUUGGGAGCUGAGCAGACAGUGGAGCGAGAGGGUGUGUGAGGAAUUCUACAGGCAGGGAGACCUGGAGAGGAAGUUUGACAUGGAGAUCAGUCCUCUGUGUAACCAGCAGGCUGACUCUGUGCCAGCCGUUCAGAUAGGGUUCAUCUCCUACAUCGUGGAGCCUCUGUUUGACGAGUGGCACCGCUUCACUGAGCCCAGCUCUCUCAGCCACACCAUGACGGGUCACAUGCACAAGAACAAGGCGCGCUGGAGCCGCCUGCGAUACGCAAACACUCCUUCAGACUCACAAGCAGAAGAGCCUGAAGGGGGAGGAGGAGGAGAGGUGGAAGGCAUCUCUUAAUUUUCCUCCUAUCUAUUGAGGUGUUUGAUCUUCCUUCGUAAACAGAGGAGAGGAGUGUGUAUCAACCUCCUUGUUUGUCCUUCAGCAGUCUUUCUCCCACAGCCUGUUGUUCAUAGGCUGCAGGGAGUGGGAGUCUGGCUUCCAUUCAUACGGAAUGGCUCCCUCUGCUGGAGGAGAGGACUGUAGCACUGAGAGGGGAAAAAUAAGGCGCAGAAAGAUUGAACUUUCAGAUGGAUGGAUAAUCUUAGCAAAUAUUUGACAAUUUUAAAAAGACAUGCCUCGUUCUUAUCCCCUGUGAAUUGGAGCGUUUAUUUUUGAUGGCAGAACACGGUAUAAAUGAAUUUGCACAAUGCUGCUUGAACAACGAAGACAUUAAACGAGUCAGCUGGACUGUGCUGGAAAAGGUGAUGAAAUGAAUGGAAGAAGAAAAAGAAGAAUAUUUCCGCCUUGCUUUUUAAACAACACAAACUCUAUUAAACUCUUUUCACUUUUUUCUCUUUUUGUACAGCUUGCACUUCUAUUAGAUGCUCUUUCAUACAAGUGUCACUUCUACUUUUCACUAAAGUGCGUUUUUAAAGUUAGUAUGUCAAGGUACUAUAAACUUUACAACACUUCUCUAUUAACCGUGUAACUUACUGACUCGUACAACUACUGACUGACACACCGUGGCUUGAACGCUGAUGUCAAGUGUCAGCUGGAUGUUUCUGAACUCGCCAAUGUUGAAAAUACAAACCGAAGCCAUGUUUUUAAAGUGUUUGUGUAGACACGGUAUAAUAUGUACAUACUUUAAUGUUCAACCUCAGCACUUCACAUGCCAAAAUCUAAGUAAUGUACUUGCCUUUAUUAUGAGGAGUAUGGAUAUUGGGACAUUUAACUCGUUGCACUUGUGUGACCUUUGCAACAACUCAUUUGGUGCAUUUAUUUAUCGGAUAUGCUCACUUCACCAGCUCAUAUACAACACAGCCUUAACAGCAAAUGUCUGUUAAUCUUAUGUUUUAAUGAUGUUUUAACCUUUACUGGUUUUUACAGUUUCUGCGUGUUUUUCUUCGGCCAUACCAGCGUACUGUAACUUAUCUCACAUGUCCAAACACUACUCCAGCCUGCUUACUGUUUGAUCUUGAACAGUCUCAGGGUCAGAUUGGGUGUUUCCCCCAGUGAGCAUUUGCAAGGCGCCAAUUCACUGUUCUGAGAGAUGCCAUCACUGCUGUACCGCUCUAAGGCUUUUAUAAUUCCUUCUUCUUACAUUUGCUACAGUCACUGUGUGCACAUCAUGAUCUGCCACGUUCAUACUUGGGUCAAUUUGUGAUUGCAAAUACCUCUAUGUCUAAUAUUUUCAUACGAUACGAUUAACUUUUUUCACGGCAGACGAGGGCUCAGUGUCCCAAUCGGCUAUAAUCGAUAACUACUUAACUUUUUUUUCUACAAUAAUACGUCAAUAUGUCUGCUGUAAAAGGUUCAAAUAACAACACGAUAUACCAUCAUUCUUUAUAUAAUAAAUAAUAUAAGAUAUAUUUAAUUCAUGGUCAAAAUUGUACUUUUACAUCUAUGUUAUUAUCACCCGUAUGAAGCUGAUAUAAAUGAUAUAUUAAACAAAGCCUAUAAAGAGUUUGUAUAUACGGUUUGGUCAAAUGUACCAAUAUAAAGUGUUAUUUUGACCACUUUGAUAUACAUAUCUAUCGUUGAUGUUGUCACGUUCUGUCAGGGCCGAGGCUGUGUACUGUUACACGAUGCUAACAGAAGCUGUAGUUGAGCUUUAUGAUUCAAACAACCCAGCAAACACUGUAUAACACACACUGAUAUCCCACAUACUGAUAUCCCACAUAUAUAUAUAUACUUAUCUUGAAUAAAAGUGUAAAAUAUAUAUACAGUAUAUAAUAUCAAUGAACUCAGUGUUUUGAAUGAGUUUCAGUGCAAUAAGGUUAAGUCACUGGUGAGUUGUAAUAAAGUGACCAUAUUCAAUACUUCCUAUAGCUCUGGUAAAGCAUGUAUGUCUUCACUGUAACUGGUUAAGCUGACACUCCUAAUGUAAGCACCACUGUAGUGCACACUGUUGUCAUUAUCUCAUAGGACUCAUGUACCAGCAGUUAUUAACCAUGAAUCAUCUCUGUGUGUGAUACCUAAAACAUCAAUAUGUUGUUAUUUCUAAGUGUAAACAAACUGAAGUUAAGACUAGAGGCCUCGUGUGGCGUUCAAUACCUCUCACAACCGGCACUGAUGCAGGGUCAUUAAAACAGAGGCCUACUGGUUUCACAAUAACAAGUGUAUACUAUAUGUGUUAAUACAGUUUUGUAUGCUGUAGUGAUUAUCCUACCAUAUUCACUAUAUUUAUCAUCUUAUUAAAAAAAUAUUGUCUCCUAAAAUCUGAGAAUUUACUGUAAUGGCCAAAAGGCAUUUGUUAUAUACAGUACCUUGUAAUCGACAAAAAUGGCGGACAUUUCUUUUUAACCAGAAAUCCCAAUAUAUCUGUAAAGUAUAAAUAUUUGUUACGCAUUAUAUAGUGGGGGUAUGUUCUCCCUUAUGUUACACAGUCUUAAUGCAUGUUCAAAAGUAACCACAGUGCUCAAACGCUUCGUUCUGUGGUGCAGUUCCACCUCAGUUUUAACUGUGUUGUCCAAUACUAUAAUGUCAAUCUUCACACAUAUUUUAGGUACGGUAGUCAGUAGUCAUGGUUUGAAAGAUGUUCAUCCCAGUGCCAAAUUACACAGAAGUAAUUAUAAAGUAUUCUUUUUGUUUUUGGCCUACGUUUGUUUGAGUCAAUGAGAAAUGUAGAUGUAUAUAUUUGUUUCUGUAUUUUGUUAAUUUGUUUUACUAUGUCCAUUUAGUGAUGGAUCUGGAGCUUUUAACUGUUUCACAUGGUCGUCGUGAUCCAGUCGUUGUGGAGUUGUAACAUUUCCAUUUUCUCUGGAUACUGUAGGCACAUUUUGUCAAUGUUCGCUUUUAAAGAUAAAAGCUCAUUCUUGACUGGCAGUUUAGAAAUGUAUGUCCAAACAAAGUUGAAGUGUUUUCUUCAGUUGUCUUUGAGAUGAAGAUGUUUGUCUUUCCAUUAUUAUCACAUUUAGCAUGUGUCUAAGCACAGAUAGCUUCUUAUAGCAGCAGAAAGCUUUUGUAUUACCAGCUACAUUUUAGAUUGAUGUCUUAAGGUUAAGAAUAUAUUGUUGUUCAUAUUGUUAAAAAAUUAACUGUACAAUCCAGUUCUGACACCUCACCUCUGAGCACUGUGAACUUAUCAAAUAAAUAUUUUUCAAUCAACAUU